This is a messenger RNA of Plasmodium inui San Antonio 1, 4491 nucleotides long. RefSeq lists its product as hypothetical. The annotation marks the transcript as partial. The transcript has a single exon. The record is from RefSeq and is a predicted model, not a curated record. NCBI's taxonomy places the organism in Eukaryota, Apicomplexa, Aconoidasida, Haemosporida, Plasmodiidae.
AUGGAAGCAGUCAAGGUGGACGGUCUUCAAAUGGAUUCCCCCCCAGUGGAAACCUGCGUUUUUAAAAAAUGGCGUCAUAUCAGAAGAAAGAGAAAAGGGAAAGGGAAGCACAAGGCCUCCACACACCUUCAGAAGUGGACCCUCCUUAACUGGAGACAUUCAAGCAAAGAGACAACCGCGUCGACAGAGAGGUCCAAAUGGGACACACUGAAAAGCGCAGCUAUCACCCCAUACUGUAAGGAAAAAAUAAAACCAAGGGGUGAGAGAACAUUCGUUUUGAGAAAGACACGGAGGCGAAGCAGCAUGGGUGCCAAGGGAACCAAAAGGAGUGAAAACAAAGACGAUAUUUUUUUGAAAAAAAAAGUGAACAAUUCGAAGCUGAUACUGCUGUUAGCAAAAUAUGUGCACUCCUGGGACAUAUCGAGGAAGAGUUCCACCGAGGCAAAUUUUUACAGCGACUCGACAUGCGCGUCGUCCAAAAAAAAUGUGGACAUUUGGAAGGACAAAAAGGAGAAAGAAAACCUUUACUCCCACAGAGUUAUCAAAAAGUGGAGACCCAACUGGAGGUACGAAAAAGAAAGGGACUUAAAUUUUAUCAAUCAUGUAACCUGCAACGCGACUGUGGAAGUUCACUCCCUCUUUACCUUCUUUUGCACAAAAUUAAAAAUUAAAGAUAAGGCAUAUUUUGACAGUAAAAAUGUGUUAAGUAAAAUCUCCUCUAAAGAGAAAAGCUCUGGGAUUAAGAUGCAGGGCGGCAGGGACUAUUCUACGAAGCUAAAAAAUCAGUACAUCCCAAAAGAUAAGGUAAAAAUAAUGAGCGACAUUAGGGGAAAACCUAGCAAAGCUCCUCCCCCUUACAGGGCGCAAAGCACGGGGACCGAGAACGAUGAACAGGAGUGGGGGGGAAAUGAACAGCACCCCGUUGAGGAUACUAAUAAAGGUAAUAGGAGUGAGAAUGCUACGAAAGCUUCUCAGAUCGACGGGGGAAAAGAACCUCCCGACGGGAACGACCAGUCAGAAUUGAAUGAAAACCAAUUUGUAGAUGAAUUUGACGAUUUCGACGAUUUAGACAGCGACGGAAAUAAAAAAGAAAAGACUUACUACACAGACAGAUGCAUUCUGGACAGGAGUGUCAAAAGGAUUUCCAUCCUGGAGAAGUUAAAUGUAGGACUGGAGGAUAAACAAAAUGGGAAGGGCAAUCCGCAGGGAGUGAAAAAGGAGGUGCUGAAUUACAAAAAUGGGAAAGUAUCAGCGAAUUCCUAUGCAAAUAAAGCGGAGUUAAUGCAGAAAGAGUUUCCCAAUAAGGAAAAGGUGAGCCCUCACGUCGGUAUAGCCGAGGGGGGGGGAGAGAUCGCCAAUUUGGAGGAAUCACACGAUGCGAGUGGGCCCACUAGCGGCGAUGUCGGCGAUGUCGGCGGAAAGGGCCGCGAUAACAGCGAUAACGGCGGCAGAAGCGGCAACAGGAAAGAGGGGGCAUACCCAAUAGAAAAUUACAAAAUGCAUCCCCCGAGGAAGGGGUCCAUCAAGAGCCCACCGACGGGGGAGGAGGUCGCCAUGGACGCCCAGCCGAAGAGGCCAAGAGGCCCCCCGGUGAAUGGGCAAACGGGCUACGCCAAUAGCGGCCAAAUGGGGUACGCUAAUAACGGUCAAAUGGGGUACGAUAAUAACCGCCAAAUGGGAUAUGCCUAUAACGGCGUAAUGGAGUAUAACCCAUAUGGUGCCCCAAAUUAUCAAAUGAAUUAUGGAGGAAAUUUCACCGUGAGCGAGUCGGCUACUUUCCCUGUGAACGCGCCAGCUAACUGUCUGACGAACGAGUCGGCUAAUUUCCCGGUGAGUAACGAGGUUGGAAUUUACCCCAACUACACGAAUUACCCCAAUUAUGGCGAUUACCCCAAUUAUGGGAAUUACUCCAAUUACGGGAAUUACUCCAAUUACGACAAUUGUGAGAGUUACCCCCAGUGGGGAAAUUACCCACGGUACGGUAACAUGGGCGUGGGUCCUGCCGAGGGGGGAAUCAGGCCAAGGCAAAACAACAUCAACGGGACGAACCUAGUGGAGUAUAAUAACCAGGGGAAGGUGAAGUACGACGAAGACUUCACACUGAACUAUAUUCUUCGAAAGUGUGAAGACGACGAUAAGUUCUUCUGCAGCAACGAUGAGGAUAGUGCAAAGAAUGAGACAGGGAACAAAAACGAGUUGAAGAAAUACACACAAGGCAUGAAUAGGCUAGUAGAACAAAUGUACUUUUAUGAUAAUUUUUACGACGAAUUCAAAAUAUGUGAGGAGAAAAAAGAAGAUUCGAACGUCACUCAUACCAUUAUCGACACGUCCUUAAAUUUAAAUGUGAUUGAUGUGAUUGAUGAAAUGCAGAAAGGGAGCAAAGACAACCAGGAGCUGAUUUCCCAGAUGGGGGUAAAAAUUAAUGAGCUAGAAAAAAAUGUCGAAGAAUUAAAAAAACAAAAUCAAAUCAAUGACAAGGGAAGGAAUAGCCAAGGGGAGGGAAACGGGGACGAGGAGAAGAAGAGCGCAAAGGAUGAAGCAGCCGAGAAGGGCAAGAAGUCCAAGAGAAGCGCAGUCAUACACAAACUGAAAAGAGAAAUUGAAAGAAUAAAGAAGGAAAACAUGAGGAAGAAAAAAAAAGCCAAAGAUAAGAGCAACGCGAAGGGGAAAGGAAAAGAUGGCGGGGCGACCAAAGAAGAAGCAGCGCCGAAAGGAGAUCAACCUGACACCAGCAAAGUGGAGAACCCCAACGAGGAUAAUCCCAACCAGGACACCCCCAACGAGGGCAACUUCAACCUGGAGAAUUUCAACCUGGACAAUCUUAUCAAGGCAGACCAACUGAACACCUUCAAAGAUGACAUUUUGAAAAACGUAUACUAUUACAUAUACGAAUCGUACGAUCAGAAGGACUUUGAAAUUUUGGAGAACCUUGCAAAGAAGCACAAGACGAAAGGGAGGAGAAUAACCUACGACGUGAAUUUGCCAAAGCACAACUUUAAGCACAAAAGGACAUCAAGCGCCUGGUUUUUAAACCCCUUGUAUGAAAAUUACAUGCUUGAAAAGGAGAAAAAAAAAAAAAAAACGAAAGGAGAUGAUUUGUCUAACUCAGCAUAUGACAAAGUGGAAUUUCUCUUCCACGCAUACGAACAGGAUAAUGUUGUAAAAUUAAAGGAAGAAAAUAAAAGUGUACCCAUGUCAGAAAUCAGGGAUAGCGAUUUUUCUUAUGAAAGUUUCAUAAGUGAGAAAAAAAAAAAAAUAAAAAGAGACAAAAUUGAUCUGAUCAAAAUGAAGAAUGAGAUUAUCCGGAAAAGGGGGAAAACUCUUACCCUCGAAAGGAGAGAAGCGGGGGUGAUGGAGAACUCCGUAAUGCCAACGUUAGACGGGGGAGUUACCGAGCGGUAUGGUACAGAAGCGAAACGAAGUCAGGAUCAUCCCCCGAAGGAUCCUCAAGAGGGGGAAGGAGAACCCACGCAGAACGACGCGGUGAAUGAUUUGUUCGUGGCGAUAAACAAUUACGUUCCAGAUAAGUCCCUAUUUGAUAUUUUCAAUUUUGGCUCGGAUCAUGAGAGUGUAGACAACACGGAGGGGGAUGACGGAUGCAAGGCGGAGAAAGGUGUGAUAAACCAAGACGGAUCUGCUCUAAAAGAAGAAUCAGUGAACAAAAUCCCCCCCGAAGGGAGAAAUUGCGUUGAAGAGGGCAGUGCCCCAAAAAAAGCACUAUCCGAAAGGGAAGACGUAGAUGUGGACAUAGAAAUUGAGAAGAAGCGGAAAGAGAAGGAACUGCUCGAACUGGAAAUAGAAAACGCUCGGAGAAAAAAAGAGUUGGAGGAAUUACAGCUGCAGCUGCUGGAAAGGAAGAAAGUGGCCCUGCUAGCGGAUAGGUCAGUCAGGGCGGGGAACAUGAGCGCAAAGGCAGAAGACGAAGCAGAGGUAGCAGGCGGAGCGGAGGUAGUAGACGGAGCAGAGAUUGCAGAAGGAGCAGAGGUAGCAGACGAAGCAAACGUAGCAAAUGUAGCAGACAAAUCAAAGGGAGAAACCCUAGUCGAAGUCGAGGUGAAGAAGGGGGCUAGCGAAAAAGAAGCCAAAAAUGAGGGGACGCAGAACGGAGCACAACGCGAAGACAAAGAAGUGAGAGAGGAAAAACCCGACAUGACGCGAAGGACUAAGGGUAGCCAAGACGCAGAAAAGGGAAGAGGUGAAAGGGGCACGAAGAAGAAACCGCCACGAGUGCAGGACGAAGAAAUAAACGACUGCCUCAAUGACUACUUAACGAAUCUCAAAAAAAAAGAAAAAAAAAAAAACAACUGGGCAUUGUAUGGAAGGCCCAAGGUGGAAAGGGAAAGAAACACCAUCCUUAGAAGGCUAUCAACCUCCAGGAGUGACAGCGGGUUUAACGAGGUUGCCUAUUUGGCAGAACGCUUUUUCGAAGCAGUUACAGGUUAUCGCAGUGACCCCGACGGGUAUGACUGCAGUGAGAGGGGAAGUGGAGAC